Messenger RNA from Astrephomene gubernaculifera, 1056 nucleotides. Lineage: Eukaryota; Viridiplantae; Chlorophyta; Chlorophyceae; Chlamydomonadales; Astrephomenaceae. The record is from the annotation of a GenBank genome assembly.
GGCAAAUCUUAAGGCUCGGAGACAACAAGCUACUGCAGCUGGAGCCGGUAGCGAAAGCCCUGAACCUGCUCCGGGCUUCUCCCCUGCAAGCUCGACAAAGACCGCAGCCACAGAGGCUGCACUCCCAAGUAAGCAUCACCAUCAUCCCCUGGUUUAAGGCGAUUGUUGGCAUGAUUUGUGGGGAGCUCCCCAUCAGUCCGUUCCCUCCAACCUCCCUCAGCAGUCGACACUUAGCUUCUGAAUCGCAUCUCACACGCAACUACCCCCAGACCCCGCAACUGCUUCAGCCCAAGUGUCCCAGCCUCAGCCCCAGCCACUUCCCGAGGCCCCGCUGCCCACCCGCGCUGUGGAAUCGUUCGCCUGGCUCUGCGAUGUAUGCCAGCGCGAGUGCGUGCCGGUGCGCAGCGAGUCGCGCUGCCUGUGCGGCCACCGCCUGCGCGAGCACGAGCCCGCCAGCUCCGCGGCACCCUCCAGGUGCGUACGGCAUGCAGCCUGUGUGCAAGGCCGCGAACAGUGGCGCUAUGUCGCUCACGGUGGUCGCCAUCAGUGCUGGGCGGUGCGUGGGGCAGCGGGUGCAGGGUCACCUCCCAUCCCCUCACCCCUCCCUUACCCUUCCUUCACGCCUCUUCACUUCUACUAUCAAGCCCCAUCCCCAUAUCCUCUGUCCCCCUCCCCCCUCCCUAAGGUGCAAGUCCGCGAAGUGCGGGUGUCGCGGCUUCUUCUACAUCGUGGCGGAGGGGUCCUGGGUGCUGAGGUGCAGGUGCAAGCACAAGCACGUGGAGCACGACGCCGCCAGCCGCGCCUGCGCCAAGGCGGGGUGCCGCUGCGGCGCCUUCGACAGCCCCUGGGUGUGCAACUGCGACCACCCCUGGGGGCAGCACUCGCAGCGGGUGGUGACUAAGCAGGUGGUGAGCGUGCGAGACAUGAUGGGCGGCCUGUCACUGGGGGGCGAGGUAAUGGAGCUGGGCGGCGGCGGGCCCGCGCGCGAGGUAAACGACUACGAUGCGCUCAAGAGGGGCGACUUCGGACUGCAACAGCAGGUUUAGGCAAUGUGGC